Cherax quadricarinatus is the source of this 5475-nucleotide messenger RNA. RefSeq lists its product as uncharacterized. NCBI's taxonomy places the organism in Eukaryota, Metazoa, Arthropoda, Malacostraca, Decapoda, Parastacidae. The record is from RefSeq and is a predicted model, not a curated record.
CAAAGAUUUGGACAAGUGGAGCGCCCUUCAGAAAAAUGGGUUUGCUGGCCACAAAUAUCCUUCGAUUUUCCCGAAGGAAAUUCAAUAUAUUGCCUGUAUCGUGUUGCCAUGGAAGACACCUGUCAGGAGGAACACAGCGCAAGACUGUGAGGAUUGGCUGUGCUAGUGGGUUUUGGGGCGACACACCAACAGCGGCACCACAGCUCAUCCACAAUGGAAAACUUGACUUCCUCAUGUUCGACUACCUCUCCGAGAUCACAAUGUCCCUACUUACUGCUGCUCAUGCAAAGAAACCGGAGUUUGGCUAUGCUCCAGAUUUUGUCCUCUUUGCCAUAGGACCACAUUUAAAUGAAAUAAAAAGAAGAGGCAUUAGAGUACUGAGCAAUGCUGGAGGCAUCAACCCUGAGGGCUGUGCUAUAGCCUUAAGACAAGCUGCUGGCAAGUCUGGUGUAGAUUUAAAGGUGGCAGUUGUCACAGGAGAUAACUUAAUGCCCAGGAAGGAGGAGUUGGUAUCGUCUGGAGUGCCAGAUAUGAAGAGUGGCCUUCCACUGCCACAAACUGUCCAUAGCAUGAAUGCUUACCUUGGUGCUGGUCCAAUAGCACAUGCUCUGGCUGAAGGUGCUGAUAUUGUAAUUACAGGAAGAUGUGCUGACAGUUCCCUUGCCCUAGCACCACUCAUGCAUGAGUUUGGUUGGCAGUCGAAGGACCUUGAUCUACUUGCUGCAGGAAGUCUUGCUGGUCACUUGAUUGAAUGUGGAGCACAGGCAACUGGUGGUAUAUACACUGACUGGCAUACAGUUCCAGACUGGCAUAACAUUGGUUUUCCUAUAGCAGACGUCUCAAACACGGGCACCAUACUUAUCACGAAACCCUCUGGGACUGGUGGCAUAGUUAACUGUGGAACUAUUGCCGAACAGAUGCUCUAUGAGAUUGGCGACCCUCGUGCUUACAUACUGCCAGAUGUGGUGUGUGACUUCUCUAGUGUGAAGCUGAGUCAAGUGGAGGAAGGAGUAGUUGUAACUGGAGCUAAGGGAAAGCCUCCCACAGACUCAUAUAAGGUCAGUGCAACAUACAUGGAUGGUUACAAAAUGACAGCUGUGUGCUGUAUUGGUGGCCCAAAGAGUAAAGAGAAAGGCAAAAAGACAGCGGAGGCCAUCAUAUUGAGAUGUCGUAAUAUUUUCAAGAUGUUGAAAAUUCCAGAUUUUAAAAGGACACACAUUCAAAUCUUGGGAGGUGAAGACACCUAUGGAUCACAUUCCAGUUCUGAUGAUGGUCCUCGAGAAGGAGUAAUUUGGAUAUCAGUUCACCAUGCUGACAGAAAAGCCUUGGAACUUGUCUCCCUAGAAAUUGCAGCUGCUGGCACUGGCAUGGCCCCAGGAUUAACAUCUAUUGUAGGUGGCCGACCCAAACCAUCCCCAUUGUUGCAUCUUCACUCAUUCUUGAUAAUAAAGAAUGAAUGCAAGAUAAAUAUCAGCAUGGAUGGAAAAGAUAAAGUACAUUCCGAGUUAUCAGAGUAUUGGGUCCCCUCAGCCACCUAUGACUAUGCUGACCAGCCUGUUUCCCAUGUGUCAGGCUUGAUCACAGGUUCAAAAAGUUAUCGCCUAGAAGAACUAGCUAUCACUCGAAGUGGAGACAAGGCUAACUCUUCUAAUAUUGGAGUGAUUGCCCGUCAUCCUGCAUUUUACCCUUACCUGAAACAAGCUCUUACAUCUCAGUCUGUGGCUGAUUAUUUCACUCAUGUGUUUCCAGCUGAUGUCAACCCUGUGGAGUGUGUUAAAAGGUAUGAAGUUGAUGGAAUCCAUGGCCUCAAUUUUGUUCUGGAAAAUUCACUUGGAGGUGGUGGUGUAGCUUCACUUCGCUCUGAUCCUCAAGGUAAAGCAUUUGGCCAGAUGUUACUGGACUUUGUUGUAAAAGACAUGCCAGACAUUGAAACUCUAAGCAAAGCAUAACAGUCCUUUGACUUGACAGUAAAUAUAACAGAGGUUCAAAGAGUGGUUUGAAUUCUCCAUGUCUUUGCCAGAUAUACUUUUGUAGUAGGAUUUUUUAAUGAGAAAUUUAUACUACAGUACACAGCCUCUCCUCACUUAGCGACGUACUCAUUUACCGAUGAGACGGACUUACAAUGGGCUCUCUGACCAGUAUGCAUACCUUAAUAAUGUAUAUUAGAGCUGAUUUCCUCUGUUCUGUUUGAUACAAUAUACAGUACGCUACUGUAUAAACAUUUAAAAAUACAGUGGACCCUCAACCAGCGAUAUUAAUCCGUUCCUGAGAGCUCAUCGUUAGUCAAGUUAAUUUUCCCCAUAAGAAAUAAUGGAAAUCAAAUUAAUCCGUGCAAGACACCCAAAAGUAUUGAAAAAAAAAAAAUUUACCAUAUGAAAUAUUAAUUUUAAUACACACAAACUGAAGAUUACAUGCACAGUUACAUGACACUUACCUUUAUUGAAGAUCUGGUGAUGAUUGAUGGGAUGGGAGGAGGGGAGAGGUGUUAGUGUUUAGAAGGGGAAUCCCCUUCCAUUAGCACUUGAGGCAGCAAGUCUUUUUCUGGGGUUACUUCCCUUGUUCUUUUAAUGCCACUAGGACCAGCUUCAGAGUCACUGGACUUCUGUCGCACAACAUAUCUGUCCAUAGUUACCUGUACCUCUCGUUCCUUUAUGACUUUCCUAAAGUGGUUCACAACAUUGUCAGUGUCACCAUUAAACACUUGUUCAGGUUUCAGUCCUUCACUGUCUAUGUACUCCUUGAAUUCCUGCACAUAUUUUUCAGCUGCUUUUUGGUCCAAACUGGCAGCCUCACCAUGCCUUAUCACACUAUGUAUGCCACUACGAUUCUUAAAUCUCUCAAACCAACCUUUGCUGGCCUUAAAUUCACUCACAUCACCACUAGUUGCUGGCAUUUUUCUAAUUAUAUCGUCAUGCAACUUCCUAGCCUUUUCACAUAUGAUCGCUUGAGAGAUGAUAUCUCCUGCUAUCUGUUUUUCAUUUAUCCAUACCAAUAACAGUCUCUCAACAUCUAUCACUUGCGAUCUCAGUUUCGAAAACAUAGUUGCACCUUUGGCAAGAACAGCUUCCUUGAUUGCCGUUUUCUUGGCCACAAUAGUAGCGAUGGUUGAUUGGGGUUUUGUGUACAGCCUGGCCAGCUCGGAGACACGCACUCCACUUUCAUACUUAGCAAUGAUCUCUUUCUUCAUAUCCAUAGUAAUUCUCACCCUUUUUGCUGUAGGGUUGGCACUAGAAGCUUUCUUGGGGCCCAUGGUGACUUAUUUUGCAGGUGCAAUCACUAAAAAGGCUGUGAUAAUAUGAAAUGUUCCGAUUGUAUGCUUGGAAGCGACCGCGGUGGCUGGCUGGCUUGUAAACACUGGCCAGAAGUGGACGCGUCUCAGACGGAACGAAUAGUGUUGGUCGAGUUUUUUAGCGCUAAUCGAGGCAAAAUUUUUGCGAUAAAAUGUAUCGCUAGUCAGAUUUAUCGUUAAUCGAUGGCAUCGCUGGUCGAAGGUCCACUGUAUACCAAAAAUGUUAUAAAUGGUGCAAAUGUGACAUUAAAACAAUAUCAAAGAUGGUUGACAUAAAUCCACUAGAGAAGUAUGUUCAGGUGCCCUUACCAAACGAAUUUGUUCCCAUAAGGAAUAUUGUGAAUUAGAUUAGUCUGUUUCAUACCCCCAAAAUACACGUACAAAAACACUUACAUAAAUACACUUGCAUAAUUGGUCGCAUUGGAGGCUGAUCGUAAGGCGGGGGUCCACUGUACUAUUAAAGCAUGCUCCUUAGUGACGAAUUCGUUUAUCGAUGUAGUUUUAGAAACGGAACUCCAUUGUUAAGUGAGGAGACGCUGUAUAACUUUUUAUUUAUAUUCAAUAUUAAAUGCAUAUCAACAUAAGAUACUUCAUUCUUCAUGUAUAUUUAUUAUUUUUGUUAUUUGCAUUUGUAGUGAUCUGUUUAAUCAUUAAUUUUUUUCACAUUGUCCUAAAUAUGCACAAAGGCAUUUUAGCCAGGAAUAAGGAGAGAAUAAAGAAAAAUGUUUCUCUGAAUUUUCCAAUGGAAAGCAAAUACAUGUAUGUUGUAGACAUUGAUAUGUAAAGUUUGUAGAAAACAUAUAUUUGAAGCAGACGUUGCUAAGGUGUGCUAGCACCUUAAUAUAAAAUAAAUUAUAUAAAAUAUAUUCAAGUUAAUUAAGCAAGGUUUGAUUUAGGGAACUGUACUGGAUUAUGGCUGUAUCACUGUUGCCUUCAUGGGUUAGAUAAGCUAGGAUGAAAGUCAAGGUUUAUAUGAAUAUUAAAUAAAAAAUCAUAUUUAUGGUGCUGUUUUUUUUUUUUUUUUUUUUUUUUUUUACACCACUGGCCGUUUCCCACCGAGGUAGAAUGUUGUAUUUAUGUAGAUAAAAACACCAUGCCUUGGUGAAAGACAGCCAGUGUAUUAAAAAAAAAUACCAAGCUGUUAUUGCUGGAUAAUAGAGUAAAAUCUCUAGAUUUAGAGUAAAAUCUCUAGAUUUUUAGUCCUUUUUUUUUUUUUAUACAAUAAUGAUACUAGAACGUAACUAGGCAGCUGCUAUAUUUUGUUGUACUGCCUUUCAUUUCUGCUCAUUACACAGACCAGAUUAAGAAAAAGUUACAUAAUGUAUGUCUUGAUCUUCAUAUUUUAAUAUCCAUUAUGUAAUAUUUUUGAUAAUAUAUUUUUUUGUAAUUUUCUUAAAUUAAAUUUUUUUUUGACAGCUUGUACAGUGUUAUUUAAUAAAUUUUUCUAGUUAUUAAGCAAAAAAUCUGUACAAAUUAUGAGACAAAAAUAUUUACUAGGUUUUAUCAAUAUAUGGUCACAUACUGUGUAGACCAUGGUGCUAUCUUUUAUAUGAACUUUGUAUUACAAAAAAUAAUUUUUAAAGAUCUUAGAAUGCAUAAUUGUCUUUGUGUAAUGCAAAUAUCACUGCCAUGGUGGGGAUUGGUAACAUUGGUGUUAAAAACAAGCUUAGCAGGAUGGUAUAAACUUUGGUAAUAGAUACAGACAUGUUGGCUUAGAAAAACAUGUAAGCAAACACUAGAACAUAUUUAUUAGAAAAUGUUUUGGUCCUGGGACCUUGAUCAAGGUCCCAGGACUAAAACAUUUUCUAAUAAAUAUGUCCUAGUGUCUGCUUACAUGUUUUUCUAAACCAAACACAAGUCUCCACAAUACUACUGGUAAUUGUAAUUUGGCUGUGUAUACAUGUGCUUUUGUAGUUCACUGUGGGUGUUAUGGAGAAAAAAUUACCAGCUCAUUGAAGUAGAAUUAUUAUGUGUCUUUGGAUUUGACUAAAUAUUUUACAAAAUAAUAUACGUUAUGUUUUCUUUUAUAAAUAAACUACCUUGUCAUUUUAUCUUAGGAUUUACAAAUUAGGCUUAAAUAUUAUUUCUUAGCAAAGGUCUGAGAAAUGUGUCUAUGAAUAAUUGCAAAUGCACAAUGUACUGUGUUUACAAAUCUGCCAAAUUGACAAAUAAAAUUAUAUUUUUUU